UUAUUUCUGUAUGGUGUGUUGUUUUGCAACGUUUGUGCUAACAGAUUGUCACCCAGUGUCCGUAAAACCACCGUCUUCGCUCGAAAUGUUUACACUUUUGUGGAUUUUUACAGUAAUAUUAGAAGAAAUGCGACAGAUAUGGAAUCAUGAGCAAUAUUCGGCAUGGUACAAAGUUCAAAGCUGGUGGGGAAAUGCUUGGAACAAAUUUGAUGCGGCAAUGUACUUAUGUUUCAUACUAGCAUUUAUACUAAGACUCGUGUGUUCUGUGCAAAACUUCUGGUUGGCGAUUAUGACAUAUAGUAUCAGUCUGGCAGUUUUUAUUUUGCGCACAUUGCAUUUUUUCUAUGUGGCUAAGUACACUGGCCCAAAAGUUAUCAUGAUUGGAAAAAUGGUAAGAGACAUACAGUUCUUCAUCAUGAUAUUUAUGGUCGUUCUUGUAAGCUUUGGGAUUAUAACACAAGCUAACCUGUUUCCAAAUUCUGAACUUGAAUGGCAGUUGUUGAAAAAGAUUGUUUACUUGCCAUACUGGCAACUGUACGGAGAGUUAUUUCUUGAUAACAUGGAAGGGAAGGAACCGUCAUCUUGCACAACUGAAGUAUUGCUUUACAACAAUGGUACAUUACCAAGAUGUCCAGAGUCAAAUGCAUUGGUUCCUCUGGUUUUAGCAAUAUACAUGGUGUUUACUAAUAUACUCUUAAUUAACUUGGUUAUUGCUAUGUUUUCGGAUACAUUUCAGAAAGUGCAUGCAAACUCAGUUUUAGUAUGGAAAUUCUACCGAUAUUCUCUUGUAUAUGAAUACUACGAAAGGCCAUUUCUGAUUCCACCAUUGAUAAUAAUUAAUCAUUUGUAUAGGAUUCUACAAAUCCUUAUUCGAAAGAGGGAAUUUUGUACAAAUAGAAAAUGUUGUAAGAAAAUAAUGACAGACAGCAAUGCUUUUCAAAUGGAGUCUUGUUCAGAUCCAUUGGAGAUGGCAUCAUUGAUUAAAGUGCUAAAAGAUUUUCGUACUUUAACUGAUUUAAAAAUAAGCAGAAGCUAUUACGGACAACCCAAAAAAUCAAUCACUGAAAAAAAGCUGGAUAAAGUCCUGACUCUACUUGCAAAAUUUGAAAGUCAUAUGCGAUUGGAUAAAACGCAGCGCACAUACGAGGACAUAAAAAAUGAAAAAAAAUCUUCAGAAGAUAUAUCAGAAAUCAACCUUGUUUUGGAAGGUUCAGAUAACCAGGACAGCUGUUAAUUUCGAUUAAUUUAUUGACAUAACAAUUUUACAGACUGAAUAAUGGAUACUGUGGUUGUAAUAAUAUUAUGUACUUCAACUUAUUUAAUAACUUACUUUUACUGAUGACCAUAGGUCAUCCAUUGAAAUAUUUAAUUUAUCUUUAAUCUUGUUUACUUAAGAGCAUGGUCAAUUCAAUAAUGAUGAAAUUGAUUUUUAAUUUCAUGGUUACACUUCCGUAAAUUUGCUGUAUGGUAAAAUACUUGCUACUUUUUCUGUGAAGAUAUGUAAAAAAAAAUAUUGAUUUAGCUUAAAGGCGUCUUCUCUAGUUGACAAAAAAAGUACAAAGACGUUUAUGUCCAUACGAUACUACAGACGAUAAUCAAUAUUUCUUAAUGAUUUCUCAUAUCGAAAAGAUAACUCUAAAUUUUCUCGUCUGGUUGAAUAUUUGAUAUUUUUUUACACUUACACAUGUAUAUUUAACUUUUUUCUCCGGAUCUGGUAAGGUUUUCGUUAUUCCCUCGUUUAUUAUCUUUGUACAUUCAAUGUGUGCCUUUUGUAUUGGUUGUUUUUUAUAAUUGUUUUUCCAGUUUUCCUGCUUUUUUGCUAGCCUUAAGAAUUGACAUAUGCGAAACGUUAUAUCUCAGUUUUUUACAAAAGAUGUUCAAGGUAUAUAUUGCUAUAAUUACCAAACUUCUACUCUCUACAUGAAAUAUGAAUUUCAUUUGUUUGGCCGGAUGUGGUAGAUUUAUUUUUAUAAUAACCUGAAAAGAUUGAGGACAUAAAAUGCUUAUACAAUUUUCCUUACGGUCAAUUUUGAUAAAGCUUUUGAUAAGUCUUAUGGUCUUUUGUAUUAGAAGUAAUUCUGUUUCAUUGCUGUAUUCAUAUAUUUAUAAACUGUAUAAAGCUAUGCUACUGCUGUGUGCGCAGUGUUCAAGUACAAAUAUAAUUCAAAAUAUUGUUGUUUUGAAGGGUGUUCCGUUUAAAUGGUCCUAUGUUUACUGUCUUUUAUUUUAAUGCUUGACUUGCUCAAUUGAGCUCUUCAAAUUAUCCUGGUGUUGCUGGUUGUAUUGUUAAUGACUAACAUUUUUAUAGUGAGCUGAUAUACCGAUGUUUGUGGUAUUAUAUGCUAAAAUAGAUUACUUAAAAUGUUGAUAUAAACUAAAAAAUGAAACUUGACAAUUGUCACAUAUAGUUUGAGAGAAUCAUAUAAACUUUUUUUAUGAAAUACUUUUGAAAAAUAAUAGAUUGAGAGUGGAAAAAAGACUAAGACAUGAAGAUUGAAGAUGACAAUAUUAUUUACUCAAGGUCUUUUUUUAGUUUUUACAAAAUAAAAACAAUAAAAAAUCUUUCAGUGAAGGAUUCGUCAGUGUGGUUUCUUUUCUUAAUUUUUUGUGUGGUUUUAACUGCAUAUUCAAACACAAUUUUACUAUGUAUUUAUUAGUUCAGAUAUCACACUAAUGGGGAAUGUAAUUCUUGCACAAGAUAUACUUUGAUGGGUCUGAGGAUUUUGUUUAUAGUUCAACAAUUAAUAAUAUGUUGUUGCAAUUUGAAUACUGUAAAAUUUAGAGGUAUUGCCUACAAAACAAUAAUGUUGUAUUGCCUAAAAAAAUGGUUGGAUAGAAUAAUUUUUAUGUUGAAUAAAGUAUAUAAAAAUACUUACCCCUGCUAAUAUAUCAAAAUCAAUAAGAAGUGGUAAUUGUUAAAGGCAGCUUACUUAUAAUUGACUAGUGCUACUUGAUUUUGAAAUUUGUGUCUUAUACUGUUUACUGUAACUUCACAAUUUCCAUCAAGAGAAAUUAAAGUACAUCAAAAACUAUCUUAAAACAUAUUAGUUUAUGAUGCCAGGAUACAUUAAUAUCACAUACAUUAUAAUAAAUCUUAAACGAACCCAUGCAAGGGCAUUCGUCUGUCAAAACUCAGCAAAUGAUUCGAUAUGACCAUCCCAACCAUUACACUAUACAGCCACCAGUCGCAUUCUUUAAUUCAAAAGUUUAAAUCUUUGGGAAUAGUAACACGUUGUAAGCAUUUAUUAAUUUUAAUGCAAUUGUAUAUAAUACAAAAAAAUUUUGUAAGAAUUUCUGAGAGAAAAACAUCAAACCAUAUACGUCAAUAAAACUGAGCUAAGCCAAAGCUCUAAACAAUCGACAAAGCUAAACUAUUUCGUAAAGUAAUCAGAAACAACUGAACGUUUAAUAAUGAAAAAAUCAUGUUAUUCCUAAAAGACGUAAAUAGAUUGCGAAGAUGUAUUAUUUCGUUCUGAUCAAAAUGAAGCAAAUGAUAACAAAACCAGGCAAACAAAAAGAUGAAACAUUAUGAAAAAAUAGCAUAGAUGACCAAACAAUAAAUAUGCAUUUGAAAUCACUUUCUACCUAUUUCAUAGUAAAUAUUACUUUUGUAUGUAAAUAUUUUCAAUAUAAAAAAAUGUAUUGUUUGAUUGCCAAUAAUCCAAGACAGAUAUUUUACCGGAAUCUUCAAAUUGUACAUACGAGUAUAUUUUUUGUUUCUUAUUCGUUCUGAGUGAUUGAAAUUUUAUAAAUUUGAUACUGUGGUGUGUAUUUUUCUUUAUGUUUGAAUUGGUAAAUGUUACUAUUGAAUUUCCUGAGUUUUGGAUAGCGAUAUAGAUGUUCUUGUGAUUAUUAUCCCGUAUGAAAUGUAUUGAAUGUUACAAUGAUACUGAAACCUUUUUUUAAUAAAUUCAAAGUGGACUA
This is a messenger RNA of Mytilus trossulus (common blue mussel), 3924 nucleotides long. Its product is annotated as transient receptor potential cation channel subfamily M member 3-like. The record is from RefSeq and is a predicted model, not a curated record. The transcript is spliced from 7 exons. Gene Ontology annotation, molecular function: ligand-gated calcium channel activity. NCBI's taxonomy places the organism in Eukaryota, Metazoa, Mollusca, Bivalvia, Mytilida, Mytilidae. Gene Ontology annotation, cellular component: plasma membrane. Gene Ontology annotation, biological process: calcium ion transmembrane transport. Bases 11 to 1234 code for a protein of 407 amino acids.